Schistosoma mattheei is the source of this 2496-nucleotide messenger RNA. Lineage: Eukaryota; Metazoa; Platyhelminthes; Trematoda; Strigeidida; Schistosomatidae. The record is from the annotation of a GenBank genome assembly.
AUGAUGGCGAUGCCGAUAAACUCAGCCUUGAAAUUAAAACUGGAUGAAUUGUUUCUGAGAUGGCUAACGGAUAGAGCUACUCAGAAGGUACUACGAGAGAAUCUAAUGCAAGCAAAGGCAGGACAAUCUCUCGAAGCAAUGCUUGCACUGCCUACCGGAAUAGUAGUUGGGCCAAUGUCUGCAUCGUUCUACGGAUGUCUCUACAGUCCUAGCUACAGUGAGUCCUCCUGCUUAAACCCAGAUGGCUCUUACAACAAUGUUCCUUCGGCCUUCACCUGGGGCGGGACAAUUACGUCUCCACGUCCAAACACCCCACCAUACUUUCCACAACCUCCUUUCUCGAAGUUGUACAGUCCUCGCUCUCCUCGACGUCAUGCCUCUACACCGAGUGGUCUAUCAAUCCAGAUUGUGAAAAGCUCUGUUGAACAACCACAUACCGCAAAUGAUGUAACGCAUGAAAACAAAUCCAAACAAGAGAAUGGAGUAAUAACUAUUUGUCCAAAAGUUACACCAAACUCUGAAAAUCAACUAAGUGUAGAUAAUGAAACAAAACAUUCAUCCCAGACUAAUAAUACCACUGCUACUAAUAAACUUUUAAAUCAUGAUGCAGACACUGAUGAUAUAAGCAAAAUUAGAACAAAUAAAGCAACUCCUCUACGAACAAAUGAUGGAAUUGGAUCAAAACAACACACUCCUACUGUUGCUUCAACACCAUCAGCAUAUAAUUGUCCUGCUGAAAGUAAUAAGCCAGAUGUUGAUGUAGUCGCACAUCAACAAUCUCAUGAUAAUUAUCAUGACGUUAAUAAACACUAUCGUAUUCAUUCCUCACAAUCGAAAAGUCUUUUUAAUUCUGACGGUGUUCAUGAAGAUGUCACAUCUUUAAUAAGUAAGGCAAAUGUACCUAAUCAUACAGAUUAUACUUAUCCAUCGUCUAUGGAUUCUACUUCAUGUGUGCAAAACAAAGGAUUUGCUAUUCUUUCUUCUCCAACUCGAAUACAUAAAGCAUUGCCAGCAUUUCAUUUCCCACUUGGGACUACUCGAAUGUCUAGUGAGGAAAUUAGCACAGAAUUAGAACGUGUUAAACAAGAACUUAACCAAUUUAUUGAUUCAUCAGUAAAUUCCGGGAAAUAUUCUGAUCCGUUAAUUUCUCAUUCAUGUUUUGGACAAGUUGCAAAGGUACUUAAUUGUCCACUUUAUUGGAAACAUGCAAUUUAUAUGAAUGCUGGUGGUACACCAGAUCGACAACCAGUCACCUUGUCAAACUUAUUGAAAUCAUGGUCUCAUACACUGAAUACUUGUCCAGAUGAAGCUUCAAAAUUUGUUCAUUUACUUACACGUGGACGAGCUACCUUUUUAGUACAAUCUGAUUUUAAUACACUCAUACAAGACAUUUUAGAGAGUCAUCCUGGCUUAGCGUUUUUAGAAGCAGCAAAAGAUUUUCAUUCCCGUUAUGUGGCAACCGUUGUAGCACGUAUCUUCUUCAAUGUGAAUAUUUCAUGGUCUGGUCGUAUUUCUUUAGGUGAAUUAAGACGAAGUAAUUUUCUUCCUGUGUUAGCCAGUCUUGAAAAUGAAGAUGAUAUUAAUUUGGUGACACAAUAUUUUUCUUAUGAACAUUUCUAUGUUAUUUAUUGUAAAUUCUGGGAGCUAGAUGAAGAUCAUGAUUUGAUCAUCAGUCGAAGUGAUUUAGCACGACACAAUAAUUAUGCUAUCUCAGAACGUAUGAUAGACCGAAUAUUUAGUGGAGCUGUAACAAGAGGAACAGCUUUUAAAGAAGGUGUUAUGACUUAUCCAGAUUUUGUUUGGUUUCUAUUGGCUGAAGAAGAUAAACAUCAUCCUCGGAGUAUUGAAUAUUGGUUUCGGUGUAUGGAUCUAGACGGUGAUGGCCUGUUGUCAAUGUAUGAAUUAGAAUAUUUCUACUCGGAACAAUUAGCACGAAUGGAAGAAAUGGGGAUUGAACCUAUAUCAUUUGAAGAUUGUUUAUGUCAAUGUUUGGAUAUGGUGAAACCAGCACUUACAGAUAAAAUUCGACUAUCAGAUAUGAAACAAUGUCGUCUAUGUCAUAUAUUUUUUGAUACAUUCUUUAAUUUACCAAAAUAUUUACAACAUGAACAACGUGAUCCAUUUGCUAAUUUACGUGAUAUUGAAGAAGGACUCAAUGAACUAUCUGACUGGGAUCGUUAUGCAGCUGAAACCUAUGAAAUGUUAGUCAAUGUUGAAGGUGGUGGUAAUCCAGAUGAUGGAGUUGAUGAUGAUGAAGACGAUGACGAGGAGGAGGAUGAAGAAGAGGAACAAGGUGGAGCUGUAGGUGAUGAAGGAACUGGGAGUAAUCAACAACAGAUAAACAACGAUAGUAACAAUGCAACUUCUCCCACUUCAACUGUUAUUUCAUUAGUAAAUAAAAAUGAUAAAAUCAAUCGAAAAGAUAAUGUUGGAUCAUGUGGAUUGGCUAAUAAACUUGAGUCUAUCGUGAGUGAGCCGUCUACACUUAUGAGUUAA